GUCAUUAAAAUUUGUCAAAAAACGUGAAUGUGUGUCGUUGUGUGAUUAUUAUAUUAAUUGUUUUCCUGACCUCUAACACUUUUUUGCAAAUUAUUUUGAAUUAUUUGAUGUGGUGUCAAUACCAACAAGUAUAAAUAUUCCUACUGCAUCAUUUUGGUUAAAAUGAUUGACGAACAGGAAGCAAUAGUUGAGUUUAAUUUCGAUAUUCCCGAACCUGUUCCAGUUUGUAAAUGUCUUCGUGACGAUGAAUCUUCUGAACAAAUAGAAAUACAACCACGUAAAUUAAAAAUAUUAUCAACCGUUUCUAGAACUGAGAAUUAUUUAAUGGAACAUCAAAUCCCAGCACUAAUGCGAUUUUUACUAACAAAAUUAAUGAACCAAAAAUCAGAAACGCCUUUAAGCUAUUUAGAGAAACUAUUGGAUGACUGCAUGUUAUACCGUGCUGGAUAUGGAUCAGCGCCUGUUUUAUAUGAAGACAAACAUUUAGAGGCUGUUAUUAAGAGUUUUGAUCCUAGUAAUAGAGGUUGGUUAACUAUUGGACAAGUUCGACGAGCUCACGAUAUUUUGGGAUUAACUAUGAAAGAAUUCCAAACAGACCAAAUACCUUGUCAUACAGUCAUGGAUACAUUAAAAAAAUCGCAAGAGUCGGAACUAUUACAAUUAUUAUCUGCUGGGACAAUGGCCCAGGAAAAAGACCACGAAAAUUAAAUUUCAGCAUCAAGUAGAAAUUAAAAGUCAAACUAAAAAAACAAAAGCAAACCGUAUUUGAUUUAUUUUUAGUCCAAUGUUUAGAAUUACAAUGUUAAAAAUAUGUAUAAAAAAUAUGAAACAUAGAAAAA
This is a messenger RNA of Bombyx mori (domestic silkworm), 839 nucleotides long. RefSeq lists its product as uncharacterized. The record is from RefSeq and is a predicted model, not a curated record. The transcript has 2 exons. The coding region runs from base 163 to 708 and encodes 181 amino acids. NCBI's taxonomy places the organism in Eukaryota, Metazoa, Arthropoda, Insecta, Lepidoptera, Bombycidae.